AUGUAUUGGUCUGAACCUCAGAUUCAAACAUGGUUGGACACCAUGAAAACUCUCGCGCAAUGUACUGCCAACGCCCUAGCGCUGCAACCUUCGGUUCAUGAUUAUUGGGACCGAGCGCGAUUCGCAUUACGACCAAAUUCGGUGAAAGAUCAAAAGACUAAGAUGAAGCUCCGCUUUUACUGGCUUAAACCACAAUUGCCGCUUGCCCAAGGCUCAAGCUUGCUCCUGGUCGAUCCGCCCAUUUUGUUCGAUGACGCAGAAACUGGAAGCAGAGAUCACCAUAGGAACAUCCCACAAGCCCUCCUCGCAUUGUUCGACAGCCAGACCCGACAAAUCAUACGUUCGGGUGAUGAAAUAAUCAUCACCACUCCUGACACCACUCGCUUCCUCCUCCCGGAUGAGGAGCUGCUCCGCUUGCAAUGGAUCCUUCACCGUCUAGCCGCCUUAUGCGCGGCUGCAGGGUUCUACGCGGAUUUCCUCUUCGAAGAUGACGAUUUUUCUGCCGGCGCCGCCUGCAUGGUUACGCCACCGGGGGUAUACGGACCAGACGAGCGAGAUCGCCGCAAUAAACGUCUAUAG
Molecule: messenger RNA, 579 nt
Organism: Aspergillus chevalieri
Lineage: Eukaryota; Fungi; Ascomycota; Eurotiomycetes; Eurotiales; Aspergillaceae
Exons: 1
Coding region: 1-579 (192 amino acids)
Source: RefSeq, a predicted model, not a curated record